This is a messenger RNA of Lottia gigantea (owl limpet), 509 nucleotides long. RefSeq lists its product as hypothetical. Gene Ontology annotation, cellular component: extracellular region. The record is from RefSeq and is a predicted model, not a curated record. Gene Ontology annotation, molecular function: hormone activity. NCBI's taxonomy places the organism in Eukaryota, Metazoa, Mollusca, Gastropoda, Lottiidae. The transcript has 3 exons. Bases 56 to 421 code for a protein of 121 amino acids.
AUUGAGUAUUUAACAUUAAAAAUAAGAAUGAUAAUAGCUUAAUUAGUUCGAGAAAAUGGCAGAAUCCGUCAUGUGGAAAUUGUUGCUGUCAUUGUGUAUACUUGUUGGUACGCCUGUGUUUGCUGGGUACGAACGUUCGUGUAAUUUAGAAAGACAACAAGAGGAUCCACGAGGACUUUGUGGAUCUCAACUAGAAUCAAUUUUACAUAAUGUGUGUUUUUAUUUAAACAAGAGAGCUUCGCCCAAAGUUGGUCCAGAAAGAGUGAAGAAAAGAAUGGAUCAGUCAAUUAAACUUGACAAAUUUAGUGCCUUAUCGUUUUUAGUGAAGAGAGGCGAUGGAUUUGGAAACACUGGAAUUACGUGUGAAUGUUGUUUAAAUCGUUGUAACCUUAUUGAACUGUCAAGUUAUUGUAUUUUGUGAAGCAAUUAAUGUAAAGUUGUCAUAAUAUUAUUGGGUUUCCAUUGUACACUUCCUAAAAAGAAUGGCUGUCAUGCCUGAAUAGCAAACU